CGCUCCUCGCAAUAGAGAAAAGAGACAUGUUAGAAGCUCGCAGGGCCGAGGAACAGCACGUACACACGGGGUAACAGACACCCUUUCAGAGAUGGGCUACUUCGCCCAAAGAGGAAGGAGACGAAUUUGAACACUGCAUCUACAUCCUGGGAUCGGUGUGGUGUUUGUGGACGCUUAUAUGCAGGACUUAUUUAAUGUUUAAAAUGUGGGAGAUGGUGUCGUUGCCGAGCGCGAGCUCUCCCUUCCUGUCGUCUAGGACAAGAUGGCAGCAAUGCAGGCGAACUGUACAUGGUAUGGAUUUAUAAGUCCAUAACAUGUUCAGAGAAGCCCUGGAUUAUACUUAUAGUGACUCUAUGUGAAGAGACCCGCAGUAGGAUGCAGUGAAAUGGCAGGAAAAGGUCAGGCAAACCUUUGAGAAGUUAGUCAUCCACUGUGUGGAGGUGUUGGUGGGAUUGCAGUGGAUAGGGCUGAACGGCGAAGGUAUGGCCUCACAAGUCUUGGUCUACCCACCACACAUUUAUCAAACCCAGACAAGUGCCUUUAGCAGUGUGAAGAAACUCAAAGUCGAGCCCAGCAGCUGUGUGUACCAUGAGAGGGCACACCCGCGGACUUAUCUGAACAGCAGAACCCUUGGAAUUGUGCACCCAACAAAACAAGCCCACUCGUUUGUGAGCCGAGACUUGGCCGUGGGCGUGAAAGUACGUGGAGGACAAGAGUACCCGGUGCAGACAGUGGUUGUGCGUGGCGUACAGAGACAACAGCCUGGUAAAAGAGGAGGAGGAGGAGCAGGCCCAGCUGCGGCCCAGCAGCGACAGGACGCAGGGGUUGUCCACUCGCAGGGAAAGGAGCAGCAGCAGACAGACACAGCAAGUGGGGGCAGCAGUGGAGCAACAGGAGCAGGAGGAGGGGGAAGGGGAGAGGGCUGCUGUGGAGGAGGUGAGGGAGGUGGAGAGGAGGAGGAGGGUGACAGAGAAGAGAACUGUGGAGGUUUUAACUCAGCUGACAGCUCUCAACGAUGUGGGCUGAAACGUAAAAGUGAGGAGCUGGAUAACCGAGGGAGCACCAUGCAGAUUGUGGAGGAACUGUCAAUGUUGCCUGCCAUGUUGCAAACAACGAAUGUGGGGAACGCAGCCAUGACUGCGCCUGCGGCGGUGGGGGCUGGAGGAGGUCCUUCUAAACAGGGUGGAGGUGCAGCAGGAGGGACAGGAACAGGGGAUGGGGACUAUCAGGUAGUACAGCAUGAAGUCCUGUGUUCCAUGAAGAAUACCUAUGAAGUGCUGGAUUUCUUGGGACGCGGCACUUUCGGCCAGGUUGUUAAGUGCUGGAAGAGGGGCACAGGUGAGGUAGUGGCUGUGAAGAUCCUGAAGAACCACCCCUCGUACGCACGACAGGGUCAAAUAGAAGUGGGCAUCCUAGCACGUCUGAGCGGGGAGAACGCAGAUGAGCACAACCUGGUGCGGGCCUUUGAAUGCUUUCAGCAUCGCAGCCACACCUGCCUGGUGUUUGAGAUGCUCGAGCAGAACCUGUAUGAUUUCCUGAAGCAGAAUAAGUUCAGCCCGCUGCCACUGAAAGUGAUCAGACCUGUGCUACAGCAAGUAGCCACAGCUCUGAAAAAGCUGAAGAGCAUGGGUCUGAUUCAUGCAGAUCUCAAGCCGGAAAACAUAAUGCUGGUGGACCCAGUGAGACAGCCCUAUAGGGUUAAGGUGAUAGACUUUGGCUCAGCCAGUCAUGUGUCCAAAGCAGUGUGCUCCACGUACCUCCAGUCUCGGUACUAUAGGGCUCCAGAGAUUAUAUUGGGAUUGCCGUUUUGUGAAGCCAUAGACAUGUGGUCCCUGGGCUGUGUGAUAGCUGAACUUUUUCUUGGCUGGCCCCUUUACCCCGGGGCCCUGGAGUAUGACCAGAUUCGCUACAUUUCUCAGACACAGGGUUUGCCAGGAGAACAUUUGUUGAACACGGGGACAAAGACGGCACGUUUCUUUUGCAAAGAGUCCGACUCACCUUAUGCAGCAAGGAGAAUAAAGUCGACCGACGAGCAUGAGAAGGAGACGGGGAUGAAAUCUAAGGAAGCCAGGAAGUACAUCUUCAGCUGUUUGGAUGACAUAGCGCAUGUGAACUUGGUGAUGAAUCUGGAAGGUAGUGACUUGCUAGUGGAAAAGGCCGACCGCAGAGAGUUUGUGGGCCUGCUGAAGAAGAUGUUGUUGAUUGACGCAGAAGAAAGGAUCACCCCUGCCGAAGCUCUCAGCCACCCAUUUGUGACAAUGCAGCACCUGCUCGACUUUCCCCAUAGCAACCAUGUAAAGUCAUGUUUCCACAUCAUGGAUGUUUGCUGGACUCGUCCCAAUGCGUACGAGGCGGCCAACAGAAAUAAAGGUCCCUUCGUUAGACCUGUCACCAACCCUGCUGCUGCCUCUGUCAACCAUCCGUUCAGCAAGAUGAACGGUGUCCAUGCGCAAGGGUUAGCUCCAUCAGCUCCAUCAGUGAUGCAUCCUGGGAUACCACUGCAGACAGGAAGUGGUCAGUUUGGAUGCAGUGAUUCAUUUCAGCAGGCACUCAUUUUAUGUCCCCCUACUCUUCAAGGCAUCCCAACCAACACAGCUAAACCAGCUGGCUACUCUGUUCGAAUGGAGGCCUCGGUGCCUCUGGUCACUCAAGCGCCACCCAUUCAGCCCAUACAGAUCAGACCUGGAGUCAUUACUCAGGCCUGGUCCAACCGUGCACAGCAGAUCUUGGUGCCUACUUGGCAGCAGGUGACAUCAGUGCCCCCACCUCCACCAACCACUUUGACAUCUGACACUGUGGCAGGCUCACAGAGAUUGGGUGACUGGGGGAAAGUGCGUCCCCAUGGUAACCAUUACAGCUCCAUGAUUGCACACCCUCAGCCAUUCUUAACCAACCAAAUGACCAUGUCCGCCCACCAGCCAAUCAACAUCGGCAUUGCACAUGUGGUGUGGCCACAGCCAGCUGCCAACAAGAGAGCAAAGCCUUGUGUGAACAGGGGCAGCAACUUCUCCCAAAACACAAACAUCCAAAAUAUAGCAUGCCAAUCCCCAAAGAUGGCCGAUACAGCAAAGAAUGUGGAAGAGGUCGCGGAGGAGGCAGCCAGAUGCCCACAGGAGGGGCAAACUGCUGGAGAGAAGCAAAGAACACAGCAGGUGGAGGAGGGGAAUUGCUGUAAAGUGGCACCACAGUGUGAAGAGCUUUCAGUUACGCAGGAGCAGCGUCAGGGCAUGGUGAUCGCUGACCUAACUAGCCCGACUGUGAGUGUCAUUAGCAUCAGCAGUGAUGAAGAGGAGGGCGCACAAAGACACUCGAUGGGGGAGUGUAAGGGAAGUGCAGAUUGUGAGGCCUGUCAGAGCACUGUCAGUAUGGAGAGAGUUUGCUCCCUCAGCAGUCCAGACAGCACACUUAGCACCAGCUCCUCAGCCUCUGCCCAGUCCAGCACCUCACCCUGCAAACACCCAAACAGUAUGUCGGACGACGAACAAGAGAGCGGUUGUGACACAGUGGACAGCUCGCCUGCCUCUGACGCCUCUGGCCCUAGCAACAGUCCCUUCACAGAGAGACGCUUCAUCCCUGACACCAACCAGAACUGCGAGCCCCGUGUGGCGUGCGUUGCCCCGGCGACCGAGCCCAGCAAGCCAGCAGUUCGUACCGUUGUGGUGCCUCCAAUGAGGGUGCAGAACAAUAACAACAACAACCCGGCUGUCAUCGAAAUACAUGGCAACACAGUCAUAGAGUCUGCAUGCCAGUCCAAAGGGCGAGGCAUCCAUGGGCGACAACACCACCACUCCACUCCCCUCCUCAACAGGCCGCAGAAGAUCCCUCCUGCAUUCCAGCCCCAACAACAGCAGCCUAUAGGCUUUGGGCAGGUGCAGCAUUUCGGUUCCUGCCAUCAGGAAUGGAACGGCAACUUCGCCCACAGGAGACCACAGGCCUAUAUCCCUCCCACCAUGCAUGGCCACACAUUCGCCCUGUCCCACAGCAGCCCAAAUCAUACCGCAGGGCCCCACCCCCACCUUGGGGGCCACCCGCACUCCCAGCCCACCCUUCUGUCAUACCCCCCGUCUGGUCCUCUGGUCACGGCAGCACCCGUGGCCCACCUCCUGGCUUCCCCCGUCGCCUCCCGCCCUGUCCGCCAGCCCCCCAACAACAUCUCCCACCCGGCAGGCAUCGUGCAUCAGGUCACAGUGGGCAUCAACCCCCGGCUGUUGCCCUCCCCCACCCUGCACCCCCAGGGCCAAUUCAAGCCCCUCUUUCCCCCGCACUCCUACAUCGCCUCGCCAGCCUACGCCAGUUUCCCUCUCAGCCCCACCAAAAUAAACCAGUACCCUUACAUUUGAGCAUGGCAGCCCGGGUCCCCUUCAUACCACCAGAGGGCUAAACGAGCAGGGCGAGUUGUAUCUAACCACAAACAACAUGGUUUUCAUUUCCAAAACCAUGGCACAACCACAGAGAAAGCAAGCUAUUUUUUGAAUCAUGUAGACUUGGGUGUAAUUGAACUUCAAGCUUUAAAAAAAAGAGAAAAAAAAGUUCCAAUGGUGGAGAUGAUUUGGGUAAAAAUUCAGAAGGAAAUGAUGAAUGAGUGAUUGAAUGAAAGGAUGAAUGAGUAGUUAAACUCACACUUAAUGUGUUUUGCACAUUUGAUAUAUCUUUGCAUUGGAUCUUCUACGAAUACUCCUCAAAACAGGUAAAUAAUUGGGGUGGUGUUAAAUAGUUAGACUUUGCACCCCUGGUCCCAGCUAUUUUUCUAUAUUGCCUUCUUACGUGUGCAAGACACAUCCAUAUUUGUAAAGCCAUCCCAGUCUCUAGCUCUAGAUUGACAGAUGCACACGUUGUCCACAGUGUAUGUUGUACUGCGUUUGAAGUAUUUGUACCUUUCGGUGUCUUUUGGUGUUAGCAAUGUCAAGUCUAUUAACCGAUUUAAAUAGGGUUGUUCCUCACGCUGCAUGUGGUCUUGCAUGAGCAAAAAAUGUAAACGGAAAGAUGCAUAGACGUUGCUCUUAUUGUUCGUGUCACAAGACUCGCUGCAUUGUAUAACUGUCCCCAGCCAUAGUGCCUUACAUAUUUGAGGUUGUUAAUGUUACUACUUAUAUAUGACUAUAUACAUGAAUAUUAAUGUACUGGACUGCAGCACUUGAAAUUCCAAUCAGUUGAUGCAUCCUAUGUGUGAGUAUAUAUAUAUGCAAAUGUGUAUAUGUCCAUGCAUAGCCUGCAUUGAUGUGAUGUAUCGCGGAUAGCGGUGCUUAUAUUUUGGAGUCGGUGUAAAUUUCAGUGUGUAGUGAGUUACUUUUCUGUUCUUUUAAAGAAGAACAGCAUGCUUUGCUGUUGCGAAUGCUUACUGUUUCAUAAAAAUAUGUUUCGUUUUUUUUUUUUCCGUUCUCCCUUUCCCCCGAAUGACUAGUGUACAAAGUGCAAGUACUGAGUAUUGCUUAAUAUUUGAUAAUCACUUUCUAUUUAGUGAAACUCUUAUUACAAACAGCAUUUUGACUGUUUGAUGAAACUGCAAUACAAUCUAAAUAGUCGUUGAUUAUUUUUUCUUUUUCGUCUUCGUAUUUUAAUUUUUUGAGUGUUUUCACUUCGUUUCUUAGAUGUUUAGAAGUGUGGUGGGCAUGGCUUUGAUUAGGUAAGGAAAAAAUGCAAAUUAAUUCACGGUAUGGAAUCUUCUAAGCCUGAGCAAACCAUGCAGUAUUUGAUAUACACACAUAUAUGGACAUAUAUUAUAGAGCUAGACUAUUUAGUACAGAUGCUUGAUAAGGUGUGAGUUAAUUGUGUGCAAUUCUCUCAUUUAUGCAUGUGUGACAAAGUUAACUUUUUCCCUUUACAUUAUACCAUUUGUUAAAGGCUUAAGGCUUAUCGGUGUCGACUGCUUAUUUUAUACAUUCCGUCAGGGAGGAUAUAUACAUAUAUAUAUGAUGGUAGCACCAGUCUAUAUAUAUAUGUAGAUAUGUCGUGUGUGCAUUUUUUCUGUUCAUUUUACUAGUUAUGUGUGUAAUUUUUCGUCUUUUAUUUUCAAAUGAAGUUGCUUGUGCAGCACCAAAGACUGUAAUUCAUUUCCUGAGCAAGGUAGCUAUUCUGUUUGCAUAGACCUCAGUUAUACUGUAGUCAUAGAAUGGGGUUAAUUAAAACAAAUAAAAAAAAUUGUAUUUAAAAGAAAAAAAAAACGGCCGAGGUUUUGUCUAGCUUAUUGGGCAAUUAAUAAGUCGUAUCAUUUCUUCUUGAAUGUAUCAUAGAUAAGCUGCUAUAUGAUGAUUGCCACUUCAAUAGCUGUGAAAUUAGGUGAUUUCUCUGAGUUUAAACCUAGCGUUGCUAUUUUUGUAUAGGUCCCUAAUUAUCUGAAAUAGAAGUGGUUUUGAUUUUUGUGUUUUGCGUUCAUAUUUGGAGUGUCAUUGUAACUACUGUAUUGCUGAUGAUGAACAUUAGUUGCAUUUGUUGUUUCUCGGGGUGUGUGUUUUUGCAUCAGUAUUUUAUCCUUAUUAACCUUUCGGGCUCAUCACUGCAUAUAAAUGAUGUAUCGAUGUAACUUAAUUUUUGUAAGUUUUCAUAUGGACGUUUUGUACACAUCUGAAGCUGUAGCUUGCAGGAUUGAUUUAACUUUUUCAUUGUGCGUAUACAGUAUACUAGCAGUACUCUUUUAGUGUAUUACAGGAGCACUGUGAGAUGCCAGGAAAAAAGUACUCCAUCGUGUUGAUUGGAAAGCUUCUGUAAUAUUUCCACCGAUUACACACAGAUGCGCUCGCCACAAUGCUCUCGUACAGGUAGUUAGGCUUGUAAGGGUUCAGGUGAUGGUAGUGUGUGUGUCCAAAAAUAUAUUCAGCCCAAUGUUUCUGUUCCAAAGUAACGUUGUUUUCAGUUAAAUUGAUUUUAAUUUGAGAUAUUUAUUGCAACCUUUUACCUGUUCAAUGUUAUAUUUGGCUGGAAUAUCCGUUUCACAGUUCGAUAUUCUGAACUGCCUUGUGUUCGGAUCGCUCUCCCCUUUAUGAGUGUCUCAUAUCAAAAUGUUUUGUCGGUGCAAAAAGUGUGGCCAUUGUUAUGUGUUCCUUACUGAAAUUGAGACAGUGUGAGCAGCACUGUGUAUGUGCCUUGAGAUUCAGAAAGUUAGAAUUCAAGAUGGUGAUACUUCACCGCUAAUUCACGGAGGAAGGCAUAGAAUCCUAUAAAAGUCCAUUACAGUGUAGAGCAGACCGUUUUUUAAUAGCAGCAGAAACAGGAUAACUGCAAAACCCACAAACUAGGACUUGAUAAUCUCCCGUCUGUGAUAACACACCAAUAAAACACACUUUGAAUGAUAUGACACUCAACGAUCUUUGGAUAGUCACUCUGGCUGAACAGCAGAUGCAAUACUUUACAUUGUGCGGUCAUUGCACCACCAAGUGUUCUUAGAUAAUCUCCAUGCUUUACAUUACAUUGCAUGUACACCUAAGUUGCUUCACUGUGUCUUGCCUGGAAGCUGCCUGCUCAGAGCAGCUUUUUCCCAUCAUGCAAGUUAAGAAUUAGCGAGAGCAGCCAGAGCACAGACAGACAGCACUGGCCUUUGAAAAUCCGAGGAGCCCUGCUUUUAAUCCAGGAAGUAGUCUAUCUGGAUGUUUAUUCUGUGCUCUGGAUGUAAACCACUCUGUCAAGGAGAUUAUUGUGGUUGGUAAUGAGUGUAGUGCUCCAUAUUUAAACACUGACAUGGAUAAGGCUGUAUGGUUUUUUUUAAUAGCUUUUUCUUAUCUGUACGCUUUUACUGAUCAUACUCUAGCAUCAUUUUGGGAAAGGAAGCUUAUGACAACAAGGCAUGCACUUGGCAGAGUAGUGCUUGAAACAGUUCCCUAAUAAUAAGCAUGUGAAGUGUAAAUCUGUGUUUUGAUUCCUCCAAAGGUAUUCACCAGCAAUGCGCCUGCAUAAACUCUCCCAUAUGUGUUAGGAAAAGAAUGGAUGCAAGAGGAGAGAAAUCUUAAAACUGUUUUUACUUUUCCAUUUGAUUGACACCUUUGGUUAUGGAUUUUUUUUUAAAUUUGAGGGUUCAUGUAACAUUUAACAGAUAAAACAGUGGUUUGUUAAGAAUUGUCUUUUCAAGUUUUGACUUUGAUAUCAGAGAGAAAAAAAUCCUCUGCUGCGGUAUUAUCCUUUUAGAGAUGUUAAUUCAGGGUCUGUAUUAGUCUAAAUGUGCUACUGUGUUGCUCUUUGAUUUGAUUUGAUUUGAUUUGAUGAGAUUUGUUAUACUCGAGCUCUUAUUUUCUGGUCAUCUGUAUCAAUUUCAGAGUUAAUUCACACUGCAAGUUAUGGAAUCAUCUGUUUGGAUUGCUCAUCAAUUAGACUUGAUCAUGAAAUCGGAACUGUUACUGUUUUAAUACCUGUAGAUUUUUUGUGGCUUUGUUUUUCUUCUGUUUGUUUUGUUUUUGUUUUAUUUGCUUUUUUAUUUCGUGCUACACUAGUUUGCCAUGUAGCAAUUGCACUGUGCAAUAUUUACAGUAUGAGGACUGGGAAAACUAACUCUAUGGAUGUGAUGUCUAUUUACAGUUUGCGAUAGUGUUUCCUCUCUAGUUCUCAGUGAUUUAGGUGUGACCAAGCCUUCUCUACUUUGUCACAUUAAGCGGGUUUUCCAGGUGACUCUUUUGGUGAGUGUCAAAAUAAGACUUUAUGGUGUAUUAUUGUUAAGAUUCACUUUGAAUUAAAAAAAUCUAUUGGA
Messenger RNA from Notolabrus celidotus (New Zealand spotty), 8671 nucleotides. RefSeq names its product homeodomain-interacting protein kinase 3-like. NCBI's taxonomy places the organism in Eukaryota, Metazoa, Chordata, Actinopteri, Labriformes, Labridae. The transcript has 17 exons. Gene Ontology annotation, cellular component: cytoplasm; PML body; nucleus. Bases 483 to 4340 code for a protein of 1285 amino acids. Gene Ontology annotation, molecular function: protein serine/threonine kinase activity; ATP binding; protein tyrosine kinase activity. The record is from RefSeq and is a predicted model, not a curated record. Gene Ontology annotation, biological process: peptidyl-serine phosphorylation; peptidyl-threonine phosphorylation.